Epinephelus lanceolatus (giant grouper) is the source of this 2050-nucleotide messenger RNA. RefSeq lists its product as uncharacterized. NCBI's taxonomy places the organism in Eukaryota, Metazoa, Chordata, Actinopteri, Perciformes, Serranidae. Gene Ontology annotation, molecular function: protein binding. The record is from RefSeq and is a predicted model, not a curated record. Gene Ontology annotation, biological process: regulation of apoptotic process; signal transduction.
AAGAAGCAGCGGGAGUAAAGAGGUCUGAUGCAAGUGAUCCAAGUCAUGUAAACAGAGGAAAUGUUUCCGUAUGUCUGCAGAAAGCUGUCUUUGUUUAAUCGCGUUUAUCCUAUUACUCCAGCUGAUACAUUAAAUGUGACAUUUGGUCAUGGCUGAGGAUCCAGCAGCAGAAAUCCAGCUACUCAGACGCCAGAAGGUCAAGCUGAUCGAAAUUCUGAGCGCAGACGCUGACUUUGUCCUGCAGCAUGCAGACUCUCGCUGUCUGCUGUCUGUUCAUGGGUACCAGCAGGUGAAAUCCUGCCGUGUUCCCAGUGAGAAGGUGACAGACCUGUUGGAUCACAUCAUCCACAGAGGUCCUGAAGCAGCGCAGGGUCUGCUGGAGCUGCUGAACGACCAGGCCCUGCAGGAAACCUUCCCAUUGCUUCACUUUCUAAAGGAUCUGCAGGUCAACACACUGGCUACAGGAAGAAAAGAAACAUCAAGAAAGAGAGAAACAGCUCCAGACUUAGAAGAGAUCAUUCCAGCCAAGCAGAUCUGCACCAAAGGCUCUCGCCCAGUGAAGGAGAAGCAGCUGAUGACUGUGGCUCGUACCAUUGGCAGAUCCUGGAGGGAGAUUGGCAGACUGGCUCUGGACAUCCCCAAUGUGAAGCUGGAACAGAUUGAAGAGGACCAUUCAAUCCAUGUAGAGCGAGUGUUUGCCAUGCUGCGCUACUGGAGCACCUGCCAGAGGGAGAAAGCCACUGCUGCUCGCCUGCACUCGCUGCUCAGUCAGGAGGACUGGGCGCUGCCACCUGAGAGCAUUGACUUCCUGUUGGAGACUGACUGAGGCCUUUGCUGUCUGGUGCUAUGUGAGACUGAACCCUGAAACACAGAGACUGUCAUUCCACAUCAGGAAAUAAAUAACACUUGAAGUCUUGAAUACUUUAUAGAAUUACGCCACAGAGCCAUUAAGUACCACUGACGCCUUUUGUUCAAGGUUCUUCAUGUAUGUUUACAAUCCGUCUAUAAUGUUGCACCCUGAUUGUUGUACUGUAAUUUUACUAUGUUGGUUUUUUCUGUGCACACCACAUGCAUUGCAUGUGUCUCUGUCCUAGAAGAGGGAUCCCGCCUCUGUUGCUCUUAUUGAGGUUUCUUUCUUUUCUUUUUUUUACUGUUAAAGUUUUUAAAGUGGUGGUGGGAGGUGUCAGUGAUCAACAGUGCUGGUCUUAUUUCAGUGACAGUGAAAGUGAAACCUCUGUCGCAGACAAAUGUCCAUCAUCAUAAAAUCAUGAAAGUUUUGCUAGAGUUGUGACAUGCUCCCUUGAUCUUGAUCGUUUGUUCUAAGGUGGUCUUUAAACUCAGUCCGGCUGUCUUAAGUCAGUCUUUUUCUUGUGGUGACAUUCUGAUAAAAUCAAACAUGUUUAAUGAUAUCUCAUGUGACCCUGCAACAUCCCCAGUCUUGUGACUAAAAACUCUGACUUUGUGUCUUCAGAUGUAAGUAAGUGUAUGGUAGGCAUUACACUUCUUGUCCAUGACAGCUUUAAUACAAAAAACUGAGUUUUGCUUUAUGAAAUUUCUUUGAAAUAGGUGCCUUUUGUUUUCUGUUAAAAGUGUCUGUACUGAGGAUUUUUAUUCUUCUUUCAGUCAAGGAGAAGUGGUCAUUUUUAUUAUCUCUGCCAGGCGUAAGCCAGUAGAGGACCAGGCGCUUUUAAGUGUGUGUGUGUGUGUGUGUGUGUGUGUGUGUGUGUGUGUGUGUGUAUGUAUCUGUCUGGCAGCUAAUCUUGCAAACUACUGGACCAAUCAGCCUAAUAAUUGGGCAAUUUGUGAGCAUAAUUAUGACUGUAUGGUCAAAGACCUCUCAUGGUUUGGGUGAUUCAAAGUGUGACUGUUUUGUACCAUCAUUGACCAUCAUUGCUGACUUUGUACUUCUUUUAAUCGGCCAGCAGGGGCCACAUGUUUUCUGGAAAUCAGCUCAACUACAAAAGCAAAAAACAAUCUUUCUAAAGAAGUUAUAUUCUGGAUAUUAAACCUGUUUUGUUUAAGUAAUUAAAUAAAGCCCUUUACAUCUGUA